This is a messenger RNA of Andrographis paniculata, 2359 nucleotides long. RefSeq names its product (-)-5-epieremophilene synthase STPS3-like. Gene Ontology annotation, biological process: diterpenoid biosynthetic process. The record is from RefSeq and is a predicted model, not a curated record. Bases 245 to 2098 code for a protein of 617 amino acids. The transcript is spliced from 8 exons. Lineage: Eukaryota; Viridiplantae; Streptophyta; Magnoliopsida; Lamiales; Acanthaceae. Gene Ontology annotation, molecular function: magnesium ion binding; terpene synthase activity.
ACCGAAGCCGCCGACGACGACGGCCUCUCUGACGGACAUCAGCUUCCUCCGAUUUCCGGCAACUCCGUGCAGCGACUGCACCUCCUCCGGUGAACCAGCGGCUAGGCAGUGAGGAACCAACGAACAGCCUCCAAUAACAGCAACUCUAAUCCUUUUCUCCGGAACUCCUUCCGCAACGACGAAACCUUCGAUCGACUUCGAUCUUCUUUCGCCGGUGUUAGGGACGCGACGUUCGGCUCAGUCCAUGGUGCGAGAAUGGCCCGAGGUAACACCGCCACAAGGUAGAGGUCGGCGCGUCACUCUAAACCUCGACGCCACCGGAAUCGGCCAUCAGAAAGGGUUUGACACUCACCAGAAUCACUCGCCGGAACCUAUCGGUUUCUCUCCCUCUCCCUCAAGAACCACCACUCCCAAGGCUGUUUCCGACCGCGGCGACAAUCCUGUGUUCGAAGAACCGAUUAUCCGACAAACCAAGGAUCAUCCUGCAAGUUUCUGGAAUGAUGCUUUGUUUUCUGCCCCAAAUCAGGUAGACGAAACACAUACCAAAGCUGUCAUUGAAACACUGAAGGAGAAGGUGAGGAGAACGGUGAUGAACAAGGAAAGUAAAGCAAAGGAUAAGAUGAUUCUCAUCGACACAAUAGAGCGAUUAGGAUUGGCCUAUCACUUUGAGAAAGAGAUCGACGACCAGAUCGCACAGAUCUUCGAAUCUGAGAUGCAAAAUGAGGAUGAUAAAGACAGCGACCUUUUUUCGACUGCUCUGCAUUUUCGAUUGUUCAGACAACAUGGCUACAAUGCUCCUAGCGGCGUCUUCAAUAAAUUUACAAAUGAUGACGGCACAUUCAAGGAAGCCUUUUCGAAUGACAUCAAGGGUUUGCUGAGUUUGUAUGAAGCUACAUAUCUAAGGUAUCCAGGAGAACACAUCUUAAAAAAUGCCAAUCUCUUCGCAACCCGUAAUCUAAAGCAAGCCUUGCCACUAUUGGAAGCUCCUCUUAACGAGAAAGUAGCUCGAGCUCUAAUCCAACCACUUCAAUGGGGUGUUCCUAGAGUCGAAGCACAUUAUUACAUAUCAAUCUACGAAAAAGAAGAAUCCAAGAAUGAGUUGCUCUUAAAACUAGCUAAAUUAGAUUUCAACUUGGUACAGAAUCUAUAUAGAGAAGAGCUCUCUGAAUUCAUCAAGUGGUACAAUGGCUGGGACCUCAAGUCGAAACUUCCAUAUGUAAGAGACUGGCCGGUGGAAAUAUAUUUUUGUGCUAUGGUAUUCAUUUCUAGACCUCGAUACUCGCUUGGACGAUCACUUACUGCAAAAAACAUAAUCCUAAUGGCGCUAAUAGACGAUACGAGUGAUUGUUACGCGACACUUGAAGAAGCAAAAACCUUCUUGGAAGUUCUGCAAGAAAGGUGGGAUAUAAAAAAAAUCGGCAGGCUUCCACAUUAUAUGCAGAUUAUUUACGAAGUUGUCUUGAGUACCUAUGAAGAGUUUGAUCAGGAGUUGUCCAAACAAGGCAGAAGCUUCGCAGGUUCAUAUGCGAUGGAAGAACUAAAAUUUGCUAUUAGGAGUUACCUUACAAGAGCCAAGUGGUAUGUGGGAGGUGAGACACCAACAUUUCAAGAGAGUAUUUCCAAUGCUUGCGUAGACAGUGUAACCCCGGUAACAUUGUCAUCUUGCAUGAUGGGUAUGGAAUUCGCCUCAAAGGAAGCAUUCGAAUGGCUCUUGAGGAGGCCUAAAAUUGUGGAGGCCGCCGGUUUAUACACUCGAUUGAUUAAUGAUAUAGCCAGCUAUGAACGCGAACAAAAUGCAAGUGGAUUUCCAAGUUCAUCAAUUGAUUGCUACAUGAAGGAUUAUGGUGCAUCAAAAGAAGAAGCAAUGGCUAAGUUUCAUGAGCUCGCGGAGGAUGCAUGGAUGGAAGUAAAUAGGGAAUGGGUUUCUAUGAAGGGCAAGCCGAAGGAAUUUCUGAUGCUUGCAGUUAACGCUGUAAGGUUCUCAUUCAUAUGUUACAAUCAAGGCACAGAUGGACUUACAUAUUCGAAAACAGGGAUAAAGAAAUACAUAGAAGCAGCCAUAUUCAACCCCAUAGAAAUUGGUGAUUUAACGGCUUAGCUUGAAGAAGAAAAUCAAUCACCGAAAGCUCACAAACAGAUCGAGGCUCAAGACUAUAUACUCUAUUUUUUUCGAUGACACUAUCUACUGCCGAACUACCGGGAAUGGUUAUGGUGCUGAUUUAGAAAAUUCAGCACCGUAGAAAAUCAGCACCCAUAAUAUAUACAAACAACACAUGUUCUUAUUAUAUAAAAUACAUCUUGUGUGUAACAAAGAUAUAUGUUGUUUGUUCAUAAUUAUAUAUGUAUUAUAUAAAAUUAA